CAAGUUGCCAGCUCUAGAUUCGCAGCUUAUCUGUCGCACUGGAACAAAUUGCAACUCCUCUGAAGUGCCUGAUUCUCCUUUUCCUCGAGAGACUUUCUUGAACCUGUCAAUCCUCCCCAAUUCGUCUCAAUAAAACUGUACCUCAAGCAAUAUGCUCCACUUAAUCCGAACUCUGUUUUCUUUGAAUUUGGUUUUGGCAUUCACUGUGGCAGCAUACCCUAGCCAAAGUGCUCUGCUCCAAAACGUGCCUCAUGGUUUGGGAAAAAGAUUUCAGACGGUCCACGCCGAAGCAUCUGCCCCACGGCCAUGGGUCAAGACGGCCCGAGACUUUAUUCAAGAAGCUCCUCAAGAUAUGACGGCAGAGCGCGCCGAGAAACGAUCGAGCCAACCAAUACCACGAAGCUUUUCGAGAAUUCGCAGACGUCCAGAGGCAGGGAUCGCUACCUCUCGUCAGACAACUGGAAUAUCCAACCCGCGCCCAUGGGUUCAAAAAGAUGAAGCUAUCUGAUCAAUGAAGUGAAUAUGAAACGUUAUAAUGGCACGCCAGCUCGCAAAUAGUUCAAUGAAUAUAGGAAUUGCGGCGCGAAUCGCUUCAGGGCCGCUCGGUAUUUUGAAAUUUGGUUCGAUUUAGUUUAUGGCUUUAAAAUCUGUCAAACAUAACAAUUCAAAAACAAAUUCCAUGUACUGCCAACUCGGCGAGACUUCUAGUAAUCGUGAAUGGUUAUGCAGGCCCAAGUGAGGCCCAGAACACCCGAAACAUCGUAUGAUUGCAGCAGGUUAUCACAAGUCCUGGGGAAGCAGACGAAGCCGCAUCGUGGGCCAAUGAGAGUCAGAG
Molecule: messenger RNA, 835 nt
Organism: Puccinia graminis f. sp. tritici CRL 75-36-700-3
Lineage: Eukaryota; Fungi; Basidiomycota; Pucciniomycetes; Pucciniales; Pucciniaceae
Exons: 3
Coding region: 152-508 (118 amino acids)
Source: RefSeq, a predicted model, not a curated record